Messenger RNA from Rotaria socialis, 1305 nucleotides. The record is from the annotation of a GenBank genome assembly. NCBI's taxonomy places the organism in Eukaryota, Metazoa, Rotifera, Eurotatoria, Philodinida, Philodinidae.
AUGCAUCUUUCAGUAACGAAAUUAGGCGAUGAUGGAGAUUUGUUAACAAUUGAAAUCGCAUCUGAUCUUACAAUAAAAGAUUUAAAAGGUGUAAUUGAAUCGGAGUCGGAUUUUGGAAUGAAAGCCGAGGAAAUGAAUUUAUACUACGAUGGUAAAUUACUUACUAAUGAAAAUCGAACACUCGACCAAGCGAAUUUAAAAGAUUAUGAUUUAAUUACAUGUCGACGCAUACUAUCAAAUGUACCUUCAAGCGCAGAAGGAGGUACUGGAAUGCGUCUAUCAUUGAAUCCGCAUAAUCCUCAACAACUUUUCAAUGAACUACGUUCUAAUCCAGCAGUACUUGAACAAAUUCGUCGAAGCAAUCCACAAUUAGUCAAUGCCGUCGAACAAAAUGACAUGAAUGCAUUCAUGCAAUAUAUAGUAAGUCGUUUAGCACCUCAACAAAUGCAUCGUCCAACUGAACUUGAUUUACUUGAUCCAACGAUACAACGACGUAUAGAAGAAGCUAUUAAUAUGGGGAACGUUCUUGACAAUAUGGAACACGCUUAUGAACAUGCACCAGAAUUCUUCGGUCAUGUACUCAUGCUCUAUAUUAAUUGUAAAAUCAAUGGUCAUCCUGUAAAAGCAUUUGUUGAUUCUGGUGCUCAAAUGACAAUUAUGAGUAAAAUAUGUGCUGAACGUUGUGGGAUUAUGCGUCUUAUUGAUAUACGUUUUAAUGGUAUUGCGAAAGGUGUUGGCACACAAAAAAUUCUUGGACUUAUUCAUUUAGCACAACUUGAAGUUGAAAAGCAGUUUUUUGCAACUUCAUUAGCUGUUCUUGAAGAUCAAUCAAUUGAUAUGCUGAUAGGGCUGGAUAUGUUAAGACGUCACCGUUGUGUGAUUGAUUUAGAUAAAAAUGUUCUGCGAAUUGAAAAUAGUGUUGAAACAAGUUUUCUAUCAGAAUCAGAGUUGCCAUCAUAUGCAAGAUUAUCAGACAAUUCGCCUAGUACAGAAGGCACUACUGACAGAGCUGAAUCUUUGUUAAAACCAACUGCAGAAUCAAGUCGAAGAACUAUUAUCAAUACCGACAAUCGUCGUCAACAUCAACAGCAACAACAACAACAGCAAUCAGCUCAGUCAGUAACAACAGCUGCAUCAUCGUUAACACCAUCUCCGUUUCCCGAGAAAGAUAUAAAAGAAAUAGUAAAGAAAGGCUUUACAAGAGAACAAGCCAUAGAAGAAUUAAAGUCAACGGAUGGAGAUGUAACUAAAGCACUUGUUACACUUAUAACAAAAUCUUUGACUAUAUAUAAACGAAAAGAUUAA